AUGACAUCCUCUAUGAUUAAUCUCUUACAGACGAACCACAGUGAUAGUACAGAAGAAAUCACAGCCAUACUUGAAGCUUUACCAUCCUAUCAAAAUUUACAAGAAACUCAAGAUGAAUCAGCAGUAUUCGAUGAUAACAACGAACCAUCCACUGGUCUAAUUAGUUUAAUACGAAAGAAUUCUUUACAAGCAGGAAUAGCAAAUGAUACAGCGAACACUAUAGUAGCUGAUGAUUCGACCAGUUAUUAUUCCGCUGAUGAUGACACAACAGCAGCUGGAACAACUUUAAUACCAAUUGUAACAAGUGCAAAUGUCGAAGAAGAAGAAGAAGUAUCUUAUGAUAAUGAUGAUGAAAUGAAUAUGAGUAUAUUGAAGAGUAAAUUGAAGCAUCUGUUCAUUUUAAGUGAAAAUGGUAAACCUGUUUUUACAAGGUAUGGCGAUGAAGAAAAUCUGGUUACUUUGAUGGGCGUUAUGCAAACUCUUGUAUCAUUUUCUGAAGUAAUCGCAUCAAGUCAAUUAAAUUAUAUAAAAGCUGGUCGUUGUCGUAUAGCUUUUCUACAUAAAGAACCAUUAAUAUUUGUCUUAAUCUCUUACAUAAAUGAACAUCCAAUGUGUUUAACACAACAAUUAACAUACGCAUAUCAUCAAAUCAUUAGUACAUUAACACUAAGUCGUAUUAAACAAAAAUUUACUGUUCAACCAAAUUUUGACCUACGUCGUUGGUUAUCGAAUGCUGAGAAAAAACUUCUUUAUAAUAUAAUUGAUAUGUAUGAGCAUGAUCUCGGAAUGGUUAUGACAUGUGCUAGAUGUUUAAUAUUACCAGCAAAUGUACGCACUCAAAUAGGACAAAUAGUUGCACAAACAAUACGCGGUCAAAAGGAUAUGAUAUUUGCUAUAAUUCUUGCGCAUAAUCGACUUGUGUCAAUAGCUCGUUUAAAAAAUUAUCAUUUACAUCCAUCUGAUCUGUAUCUACUAGUUAAUCUUGUUAAUAGUUCGGAGGCAUUUAAAGGUGUAGAAUCAUGGGUACCUGUUUGCUUGCCGAGAUUUGAUUCAGGAGGUUGUCUUCAUGCACACAUAUCGUAUUUAGAUGAAAGUUGUGAUAUAUGUCUCAUUCUAAUGACAGUGAAUCCUGAACAUUUUCAAAUAUUAUCAGAAUUCAAAGAACGUAUCGGAGAGAAAUUAAGAAAAGUAAAUGCCCUGUUACCAAUUAAAAUAUCGUUGGGUAAAGAUCGUCUUCUAAGUGAUGAAAUAUCAUGUAGUGAUCUAAGAUUUUUUGCAUAUAAAUCACGUGGUUUAAGUCAAUAUACAUCAUCGAAAAUGUUACCUCCGUAUACGACAAAUGAACAACAUGUUAGAUUAUUUGAAUUAAUACGUUAUGUCUAUGGACGUUUACAUGAUCCGAAUCAUCAAUUAAAAAUUGUCUAUUUCAGAGGUGAACAUGAAUCAUUACUUGGAUGGUUAGCUCCAGGUUUUGAAAUGCAUGCAGUAUUUUCACCAUUGGUUGCGUUAGAAACAGUAACAUUAUGUAUCGAUCGCAUUUUAACAUAUAUAAAACGUGAAGAAAAUCAAUUAUUUAUAAUGAAAUGCGAAUAUUUUUGA
Molecule: messenger RNA, 1599 nt
Organism: Rotaria socialis
Lineage: Eukaryota; Metazoa; Rotifera; Eurotatoria; Philodinida; Philodinidae
Source: the annotation of a GenBank genome assembly